CCCGGGUUUGUGGCUUCUUUGAAACAGAGACUGCUAACAUCCUUAGGACCCUUUCAGGUUCAAUCAUCAUAGGCCCUGGGUCUCCAUGGUGUUGGGAGGUCUUCAAGAAUGUUUCAGCAGAGAGACCGUCAAUCGUGCAAGUUCCUUGAGGCUCCAUUAUGAGACCAGCUAUCUCCCUACACAUUCUAGCUCCUUACCCGCUUCUGAUUUCAGUGUUCUGGCGUUUUAGAUAAUAAGUGCACUUGGGUCGGGUCUCUAUAAAACAGCGCUAGAAGCUCCCUACAGGGUUAACAGGAUACCGGAUCCUGGCUGCAGACUGCACUCCCACAUAGGGCAUGCAGCACGAAGCCUAGUGGAAUAUGUAGUCUGCAGGCAGGUUGCGAAUACUGCAAGUUCUUUUGGGAGUUGUAGUUCUUGGACGCGGAGAGCAAGCGCUGCAGGCGGCACUGGGAGGUGUUGCCAGUACGUGGGCGGGGCCCAAAGUUCCACCUCGGCCUGGGAGUCUCCCGAGGGAGGGAACUGGAGCGUUUUCCCGCUCUGGACUGGGCUGUCAAAUAAGGGUUGAUCCCAGCUGAGUUCAGCCCAGGCCGCCACACUCGCGGAUAAUAUCUGACUCAAAGACGGCCGUAGGGCCAUGAGAAAAAAUCAGGGAAGCCUCCUUUACUGAGUCGUGCUGUGGUCUCCGAGAAGAAAGUGAAGGACGUUGCCCUGUCUCCUCCCUUUUGUUCUUUUUCCACCCCAGCUCUUGGCCUCUAAGUGGCCUUUGUACGCCAGAGUGGAACUCCAAGUCCCGGCAGGCCGCGAGGCGCGCGCACGCGUGGUGGAGAUGCUCGGCCACGCGGCAGGAGGAGGGCUGAUGAUUUGGCAUCUGAUUGGCCUCGUGUUUGAUGAGGUUUUUCUGCUGAUUGGUUGAGGUUGCUGCCGGAAAGGCCCUUGCCCGGAGAUGGAAGAGCAGAGGCGUUCUGUAGGGCUGGGUUGAAAGCCUCCGUCUAAUAGCAUCGGCCUGACCCCCAGUCCGGGGGCGGGGGGCACUAGCCAGGGGCUGUCCUCCCUUACUCUAGCCUUGCCUGUUCUUGGUUAUUAACCGAAACGCGGAGAGCGGGUCACCCUCGGGGGUCAGAGAAGGAGGAGAGUGACCGGUCCUGGGCCGUUCCUGCAUACCCGGCAACCAGAACUCCAGCCCUAGGGAGUGGGCAGGGCCUCUAGCCGCGCCUCGCUCCCUGCUUUUCAUCUCCUUCAGCGUUGUCUACUUUUCCUGCUCUCUCUCCCAGGAGACAAACGUUUGAGCCUGAGAUGGCAGCCACCCUGCUCAUGGCUGGGUCCCAGGCCCCUGUGACAUUUGAAGAUAUGGCCAUGUACCUCACUCGGGAAGAAUGGAGACCUCUGGAUCCUACACAAAGAGACCUUUACAGGGACGUGAUGCAGGAGAAUUACGGAAAUGUUGUCUCACUGGACUUUGAGAUCAGGAGCGAGAACGAAACAAACCCGAAAGAGGAGCUUAGUGAAGAUGUGGAGUUUGUGACCAUGUCCGAAGAGCCUACUGGGGAUGCUGAGAAGAACCCGGAAAGCGAAGAGGCCUUUGAAAGUGGGGACAGGUCCGAAAGACAGUGGGGAGAGCUGACCGCAGAGAAGUGGGUCAGCUACCCUCUCCAGCAGGUCACUGACCUGCUGGCCCACAAAGAAGUCCACACAGGCAUCCGCUAUCACAUAUGUUCUCAGUGUGGGAAGGCCUUCAGUCAGAUUUCAGACCUCAAUCGACACCAAAAAACGCACACGGGAGACAGACCCUACAAGUGUUACGAAUGCGGCAAGGGCUUCAGCCGCAGCUCCCACCUUAUCCAGCAUCAGAGAACACACACGGGCGAGCGGCCCUACGACUGCAACGAGUGCGGGAAGAGCUUUGGAAGGAGCUCUCACCUCAUUCAGCACCAGACGAUCCACACCGGGGAGAAGCCCCACAAGUGUAACGAGUGUGGGAAGAGCUUCUGCCGGCUCUCCCACCUCAUCCAGCACCAGCGGACCCACAGCGGGGAGAAGCCCUACGAGUGCGAGGAAUGCGGGAAGAGCUUCAGCCGGAGCUCGCACCUGGCUCAGCACCAGAGGACGCACACGGGUGAGAAGCCUUACGAGUGUAACGAGUGCGGACGGGGCUUCAGCGAGCGCUCCGACCUCAUCAAGCACUACCGCGUGCACACGGGCGAGAGGCCCUACAAGUGUGAGGAGUGCGGGAAGAACUUCAGUCAGAACUCGGACCUGGUGCGGCACCGCAGGGCCCACACCGGGGAAAAGCCGUACCACUGCAACGAGUGCGGGGAGAACUUCAGCCGCAUCUCGCACUUGGUCCAGCACCAGCGGACGCACACGGGAGAGAAGCCCUACGAGUGCACGGCCUGUGGGAAAAGCUUCAGCCGCAGCUCCCAUCUGAUCACACACCAGAAAAUUCACACCGGGGAGAAGCCCUAUGAGUGUAACGAGUGCUGGCGAAGCUUCGGGGAGAGGUCAGAUCUGAUUAAGCACCAGAGGACUCACACGGGAGAAAAGCCCUACGAGUGUGUGCAGUGUGGAAAGGGGUUUACGCAAAGCUCCAACCUCAUCACCCAUCAAAGAGUUCACACGGGAGAGAAGCCUUACGAAUGUACCGAGUGUGACAAGAGUUUCAGCCGGAGCUCAACGAAGUGGGAGGAGCUUCGGCCACGCAAGGCCUGCAGCCCCGCAGCCUCGCCACUACUAGGGGCUCCCACCAACAGACCCCUUUGUGUGCAUGCCCCCGCCCCGGAGGCGCCUCAGCCAGUGGCGCUGAGAACCCUCAUUGGCUCAGCCCGACGGCCACGCCGAUUGGCUAGCGGAGCCACCGGCAUAGGGGCCACUCUCCCUCUUUCUUAUUGGCCCGCUGAACUGCCCGUCACGCAACCUCCCGAGCUGAUUGCUCGGCCGCACGGAGUCCCUGGAAGCAGUUCCGGGAAACCCCGCGUGCUGCCGGGAUCGCGUCUCGGUCCAUGA
Molecule: messenger RNA, 3000 nt
Organism: Microtus ochrogaster (prairie vole)
Lineage: Eukaryota; Metazoa; Chordata; Mammalia; Rodentia; Cricetidae
Gene: Znf436
Product: zinc finger protein 436
Exons: 4
Coding region: 1294-3000 (568 amino acids)
Source: RefSeq, a predicted model, not a curated record